Molecule: messenger RNA, 96 nt
Organism: Cololabis saira (Pacific saury)
Lineage: Eukaryota; Metazoa; Chordata; Actinopteri; Beloniformes; Belonidae
Product: basic proline-rich protein-like
Exons: 2
Source: RefSeq, a predicted model, not a curated record
UCCCCUCAACCAGGUCCCUCCUCCUCACGACCAGGUCCCUCCUCCCCUUCCCCUCAACCAGGUCCCUCCUCCUCACGACCAGGUCCCUCCUCCCCU